Molecule: messenger RNA, 1158 nt
Organism: Puccinia graminis f. sp. tritici CRL 75-36-700-3
Lineage: Eukaryota; Fungi; Basidiomycota; Pucciniomycetes; Pucciniales; Pucciniaceae
Exons: 9
Coding region: 1-1158 (385 amino acids)
Biological process (GO): fatty acid metabolic process
Cellular component (GO): mitochondrion
Molecular function (GO): trans-2-enoyl-CoA reductase (NADPH) activity
Source: RefSeq, a predicted model, not a curated record
AUGGGAUUCAAGCAGAAUUUGAUUCCAACUACCGCCUACAACAGGCUCACGAGACUACCACCACUAGGAUCACUGGCAUCCCAUCAUACGCUGGUCAAGGCUAUCACUUACACACAAAAUGGUGACCCAACUGAAGUGUUGAAACUGAGGGAAUUCACUCUAGGACCUCCCAAGGCAAAUCAAUUAGGAUUAAAAUUCAGACUGUCUACUCUAAAUCCAGCCGAUAUAAAUACGAUUCAAGGGAGAUAUCCAUGGAAGCCGGCGAUCAGAAAAGAUUUAAUAGAGGAUCAAGAGUUUUAUGUCUCUGGGAAUGAAGGCUUGGCUGAAGUGACCAGCUUGGGAUCAGAGCUGGAUCCAAAGCAGUGGAAGAUUGGCGAUUGGGUGAUCAUGGGAAAACCGCAACUAGGCACAUGGCAAUCCCACACUAAUCUUGGGGAGCAAGAUGUGAUCAAGAUACCCCGGUCAGAACGUCUGAGCGAAACCCAAGCGGCCACGAUGUCCGUCAACAUGUCAACAGCCUAUCGAAUGAUCAAUGACUAUCUUCCUCAACCAUCUUCUUCAUCAGGCACUUGGAUCAUUCAGAAUGGGGCCAACUCGAGUGUCGGUCAGUACGUUCUUCAGCUCUGUAAAGCGUGGAACCUAGGAUGCAUUGGCUUGAUCAGAGACAGACCAAAUGUUGAAGAGCUUAAGGCUUAUUUGACUCGUCUGGGAUCGGAGGACAAGACGACGAUCCUGACUUAUGACGAGUUGGCCGAUCGGCCGAAACCAAGUCAGUCGAUCUCCUUGGGUCUCAAUUGUGUCAGUGGGAAUGCCGAGACGGUUGGGAUGAUGAGAUGGAUGUCGAACGGGAGUCGCCUGAUCACCUACGGAGGGAUGUCAAUGAAGCCGUUGGUCGUACCCACCUCACUCUUGAUCUUUCGGGACCUCAAGUUAGAAGGCUUCAUGCUCACCAAUUGGCGCAUGAAGGCCUCCAAGAGCGAGUAUAGAGAGAUGCUCGAAGACUUGGUCCGCUUGAUCGACCGCGGCCAUUUGCUCGAACAUGAGCAUGCCACCAUCGUCGAUCUUAACUCCGAUCUGGCUGAAAAAACCGUCCGGGAAACCGUCAAGCAGAGCAUGAGCGGUCGGGCCGGGAGAAAGUUCCUCUUUCGGUUCAUCUGA